AUAAAAUGCCCAUUAAAAUUGGGUCGAAGCCCAAAUUAGAACUAUAAAUUACACAGAAACCCUAAAUUCUGCUGCUAUCUUUCUUCUUCCUUCAACACUCGAAAUUGGGUGCACCAAGUGGUGAAAAAUGCAGAUCUUUGUGAAGACCCUGACGGGUAAGACUAUUACCUUAGAGGUAGAGUCAUCCGACACCAUCGACAACGUCAAGACCAAGAUUCAAGACAAGGAAGGCAUCCCGCCGGACCAGCAGAGGUUGAUUUUCGCAGGUAAGCAGCUCGAGGAUGGCCGGACACUAGCUGACUACAACAUCCAGAAGGAGUCCACUCUCCACCUUGUCCUUCGUCUCCGUGGUGGUGCUAAGAAGCGUAAGAAGAAGACAUACACUAAGCCAAAGAAGAUCAAGCACAAGAAGAAGAAGGUCAAGCUCGCUGUCCUCCAGUUUUACAAGGUUGAUGAUUCCGGCAAGGUCCAGAGGCUCCGUAAGGAGUGCCCAAAUGCUGAGUGUGGUGCCGGGACCUUCAUGGCUAACCAUUUCGAUAGGCACUAUUGUGGUAAAUGUGGUCUUACCUAUGUUUACCAGAAGGCUGGUGGUGAUUAGAUGAGUGUUAGUAAUGUCUUACUCUUAUGACAAUACUUUUGUAAUGUCUUGUUUGUUACAAGAUGUAAUGAAUUUUGAAUUAUCAGAUUAUGUUGCCUGCUUAUAAGAAGUUUCAAGACUUUUUGUCAAGAAAAA
Messenger RNA from Capsicum annuum, 733 nucleotides. Its product is annotated as ubiquitin-40S ribosomal protein S27a. NCBI's taxonomy places the organism in Eukaryota, Viridiplantae, Streptophyta, Magnoliopsida, Solanales, Solanaceae. Gene Ontology annotation, biological process: modification-dependent protein catabolic process; translation; protein ubiquitination. Gene Ontology annotation, molecular function: ubiquitin protein ligase binding; protein tag activity; structural constituent of ribosome. Gene Ontology annotation, cellular component: ribosome; nucleus; cytoplasm. The coding region runs from base 128 to 598 and encodes 156 amino acids. The record is from RefSeq and is a predicted model, not a curated record. The transcript is spliced from 2 exons.